Molecule: messenger RNA, 1342 nt
Organism: Calliphora vicina (urban bluebottle blowfly)
Lineage: Eukaryota; Metazoa; Arthropoda; Insecta; Diptera; Calliphoridae
Exons: 5
Coding region: 81-1220 (379 amino acids)
Source: RefSeq, a predicted model, not a curated record
AUUUUCCGUUUAAACCGCUAAACCCAACAAUUUAUAAAAUUGUGGGUUCACACAAAUUAAAAAUACAUCCCAAUUCACUAAUGCGUGAUAUGUAUUUAUAUGAAAAUCAAAAAAUUGAGGUAGAAUGUGACACAAAAUUCGAACGACCAAGAAGAUUCAAAACAACAAAGAAACUGUAUAUCAGAUGUAAUAAUGAUCUGUACGUGAAGUCGGAUAAAAUCAGUUCCGAAAUUAAUUAUUCUGAAAUUUCUUUAACAUGUUCAUCAUUAGAUAGGAACAUGUAUGAAACAUCCAAUAAAUUUACAUGGUGUCCAGCCAAUGCGACUUCAUAUAUUUUAGCCAAACAUAAGCGAGACUCGAACUUAAGUCAUGACUACUUGGCUGGAAUCUGUUAUGACAUCGACAAACGGUCCUUUUCUUCAGCGUACUACACAUUGGCACCUAAAAAUUCUGAAUAUGCGCACCCAUCUGUUUUGGGGAAUUUCUAUACUCCUAGUUUGGAAAUACAGGAUAUAAGGGAUACAUUUGAUGAAAAUAGCAUUAAGGAUUUCAAUAACGAACAGCUUAAGAAGUGGAUAACUAAUUCAAAUUAUGAAUACAGCACGGUAAUGCAGCAUCCAAAACCCUUUCCAACAUUUAAUUUGCAGUUUUUAUCUCCAAUUGAGUUUGCAUGGUGGCAAAAUUUACGUCUUUACAAUUGGAAAAAUUAUGCAACAGCUCUCGAGCAACAUGUCGAGAGUGAAAAUCAAACCUACGACAUUUUAGCAGGUGUAUCUGGUGCCACAAAGAUACCCAUUAUAGACGAUUGUGAAACGAAUUAUACUUUAAAGGAGGUAGUUUAUGGAACGGAGCAGAAAAUACCAUUGUAUGUUUGGAAUUAUUUACAGGCCAGAGACAAUAGCUCCAAUGAGAUUGUCAUUAUUGGUUUCAAUUCACCAUUUAAUGAGUUUUACUCAGAAGAGGAAAUAGUAUUUUGCCGGGACAAAUGUCAGGAAAUUCCUUGGUUAAAAAAAGUUAGCUCUACUUUUCGUUAUGGAAUAAUGGGCAUUGUAUUUUGCUGUGACGUUGAAGAUGUUAAAUCUUCGAAACAUUUAGAUGGCUUUCCACAAAAUGAUAUGCAAUCGAUUCCGGCUGAAACAACAACAUCAUUUAUAUUAAAUCACGCACCAAUAACUGAAGCUAAUAAUAACGAUGAAUAUAAUGCUGAAGAGGAGCAUUGAUUUCACAUACCCUUUAUCAAAGUUUUAGUAAUUAAAAGCUCCAUACAAUCUUUCUUUAUGUUAACUUAUAACCCUCAUUAACAAUAAAAAUGUAACAUCAAAUCACCACUAAAUGGUUAGUA